Capsicum annuum is the source of this 2492-nucleotide messenger RNA. Its product is annotated as probable microtubule-binding protein TANGLED. The record is from RefSeq and is a predicted model, not a curated record. The coding region runs from base 845 to 2257 and encodes 470 amino acids. NCBI's taxonomy places the organism in Eukaryota, Viridiplantae, Streptophyta, Magnoliopsida, Solanales, Solanaceae. Gene Ontology annotation, biological process: regulation of phragmoplast microtubule organization. Gene Ontology annotation, molecular function: microtubule binding. The transcript has 3 exons.
UGUAUACCUUAUAAGUUGAGUUUCUACACCCAAUGAUACAUGCUCCCCGUGAUAGAAAUGUAUCAUGCAUUUCUUUUCACAAUUUAUCACAAUGUAGUGAUUGGCGAAAGAUCAAUUGGUUGUGGUUUCAAAAGAUACUUUUUCUUCAAUCAUAUUUUGUUAUAUACUCUCUUCUUAUUAUGAUAUGACAUACUAAUUAAAAAAAGUUUCUGAACUAGCAUGCAGUACUCAUACUAGUAGUUGAUUUUAUUCAUGUCCAAUUUUGUUUUAAGUGGUUAAAUUAAUUAAUUCUAUCUUCUGCGCAGGUGAACUAGAAAUCAUUUCGUAAACAAUAUGGAAAGUUUUAGAUUUAAGAUAUUUUACUUUUGUUAGCUGAAAAGAGAAAGCAACUCGAAAAUGGAAACAAACUAUAUCAACUGACUAUAUUUAAGUCAUUAUAGUGGUGACAACACUUAAUAUGCAAUUAUGAUUAUGUAAUAGAAUGUAUAUGUGCAAAACACAUAAUUAUUUUUUUAAAACCGAAAAUACCCAUGUUAUGAUUGGACCGUAUAAAGCAUAUGAUAUGAGCCUUGGCCAUUAUUUUUUUGUUAGCCCAAAAAGAUUUUCAAAUAAAGUAAUCCGCCCAAAGAUAGCAAAAUCAAUAAAGAAACAAAUAAAUUAGCCGUUUUUUCCAUUUAUUUUCGGCGAUGAAUUCGACCGUUAGAACCCCAAAUAUCCGUUGGCAACAAAAGUGUAAGACAACUUACUACUACUCCCCCUGCUUCGGAGACAAAGGGAGUUUGUGAGGAGCGUAGAAGAGAAGACCCACACUUUGAUUUUCUUUGGUUAAGAAGUGAAAGGAAAAAUGGUAGCAAGAACCCCACCAAAGUUGCAGCACAAGAAAAUGGUGGUGCCUCCUUUAAACCCUGUUCUUCUUAGAGAAACACUAAACAAGGUGGACAAGUGUAUGGCUCGAUUGCAAGAGCUUCAAUACACAGUUGCAGGUGGUAAUAAGGUGAUUUCUGGUGUAACUCUUAGUCCCCGUAGCACCAGAGGCUAUCUGAGAACUAGCCUUAGAUGCAAACAAGAAUCUUUGAGGAUCAAGAAUGCUACUUCUCGCAAAUCUCCUCCAGGAAAAUUGCCCACAAAUGGAGGGGAAUGGAGGCGAAUGUCGCUACCGGCGAUGCUUCUAGGAGAGACUGUGGCUGAAAUUAAACAGGCUAGUCAAUUUGCUAGAGAUAUAGUGGAGGCAGUAGGUUCCAAGGGGAAAAAAUCAGCAUCUGAUGACCCGAAAACCCCACCCACACAGAGGCAAAACCAGAAGCCAACCCCUGAAAACUCCGAGCUCCGAUCACGUAGAAAGAGGGAGAAACGGGUAACCUUGCAAACAAUGAGGACAGAUUCCGAUACACCAUCAAAACGACGAGCAAAGUCACGAAUAAACUUCAAGGUUUCUCCAGUUCAGCAGAGGGAAUGUGAGAAAGAAAAUUGCAAGUACAUAGCAAAUAGAGUUUCCCCAAGGAAUAGGCCAUGGGUGAAAAAGACUGUCCUUUUUCCGAACCCAUUGUUCCAUUCAUCUCCAACUUCACAGCAGCAGAAAUUAUCUAGAACACAGUCUCCUGUGAUUGCAAGAAAUCGGCAAACGCCCCAUAAGUUCUUGGUGAAGUCCCCGCCCAAAGCCUCAAAGCUUCAAGUGAAAGCAAGAAGCCACCAAAAACUUAAUGCGUCUCCUACCAGAGCGACAAGUUUGGGUACUAAGUUCUUGGCAAAGUCUCCGCCCAAAUCCUCAAAGCUUCAAGUGAAAGCCAGAAGCCCCCCAAAAUUUAAUGCAUCUCCUACCAGAGAGACAAGUUUGGGUACUAAGUUCUUGGCAAAGUCUCCGCCCAAAUCCUCAAAGUUUCAAGUGAAAAUCAGGAGCCCUCCACAGAUUUCUGUGUCUCCUACUAGAGCAACAAGUUUGAACAAGAGGUCCCCAAAGAUGUCUACAGCUGCCAAACUGAGACGGUCAUUUUCUCCAUCAAGAUUGGCAAACAGGAUAGCUUCUUCACCAUCCAAAAUGAGGUCAUUUUCGCCAUCAAGAUUGGCAAACAAGAUAGCUUCUUCCCCCUCCAAAAUGAGGUCAUUUUCGCCAUCAAGAUUGGCAAGUAGGUUAGCUUCACCAUUAAAGAGCAAAAAAUCUAUACAGAAGAUUGAUGGGAUGAAGAUGAUGAUGAGUGGACUCAAACAGCGGCCACGUGCUGCCUCCACAUCAAAGCAAUUCUCAGUUCAGGGAAUGUGAAUUGAGAUCAUUCACUACUGUGUUUUGUGCUUGAGAUUGAAGUUAUUCUUCAUGUGUGAAGAUAUUUUCUCGAUGUCCUUCUUAGUUCGGUACAACAGGAGUAUUUUCACCCUUUCCAACCUUCUAUAUUACUUUGAGGAUUGUACAAUUUAUUUGAUUUGUAAAAUUGUGAGGUACUUCCUCAAUAAGGUAAAUAACAAUGGUUUUCCUAUAGAUGAAAUUUGCUUUUACUGCA